Peniophora sp. CBMAI 1063 is the source of this 1233-nucleotide messenger RNA. NCBI's taxonomy places the organism in Eukaryota, Fungi, Basidiomycota, Agaricomycetes, Russulales, Peniophoraceae. The record is from the annotation of a GenBank genome assembly.
AUGGAAGUCGCCCAGAAGCGACUCGCGCUCCUACUGGCCCAGGGCUCGCCAGCGCAAACCGCGCCUGAACGCACCGGCAUGCCGCCGAAUGGUGAUGUCGGGGUUGAACUCGGGAACGCCGAGCACAACGCGCAAGGAGGCGAGUCCGGCGAAGCUACGUCGCGCGACGGCGCGGAUCCGGCAGCCACGGAACUUUCGCCAAAUACGCCUGGCCCCGCCGUAGCUGAGGAGGACGCGAACGUUCUGCCGCACGCGGUGACCGUCGACGACGAACCGACGCAGGCGCCCGGCGACACUCUAGAUGGUGCGGAUGCGGACGAAAACGACGAGGAUGCGCACAGCGCUGCGGCGCCUGAUGAUAACGACGAGGUGGAAGGUCUGGUGCGGGACGACGGUGAAGACGCCGAGACGAGCCCGGUUACCGUGAGAACCGAGACCGACGAAGCGAAGACGAGCGCGGCGCCGACGGACGGGGACGACGAAGAUAUUACGCUCAUCGGACCGUACAUCGACCGCGUACUGCGUUGGGCUGGUGCCGUCUGGUCCGACGCCGAGGUCAGGCCGGGUGUGGACUUCGGUGCGGCGGCAGACCUUGCGACGGAGAUGCUUAAUUUUGAGAUUGUUAGUUGCGCGAAUCAGGCGUCGCGCCGCGCUCCUCUCAACAUCAAGUCGGCGAAGCAAUGGGCUUCGAAGCAGAGGAUGGCGUCGAAGGUAUAUGCGACGGUGCCAGAGCCAAACUACGUGCAGCUCGUCGUGGAGACCUGGCACCACAUCCGCGAGCAGCCCUACAAGGACGUCAUGAAGAUGCACGGCAAGUACGGGCUGAUUGGUGUCGUACGCGCAGUCUACCAGGCCAACGCCGUCUACCCGGAGAAGAGUAAGGACUUCAGCAUCCUCAUGCUCGAAGCAGCGGAUGCGUUGAGGGCCAUGCGCGCGAUCAUCGGGGCUGCGCGUGACGCUCAGCCGGGGCAGGCGACAGCGCCGCCCAUAGCAGCAUCGACUUCGCUCCUCGACGUGCUAACGCUGCGCAACUCGGAGCGGACGGCGCAGGCUACGCAGGUCAUCAAGCGCUUGAGCAACGCGGACGUGAUCGAGAUUGAGAGUGAGGACGAAGAGCCGGCGCGAGGUUCCAAGGGCGGCAGCGGCGUCGGCAAGUCGAGGAAGGCCGCUGCGAAGCGCAAGUCGACGAGCACGCCGGGAGCUUCGCCAAAGCCGAAGAGGCAGAGGGUGUAA